AUGGCACUCAAGCUUGAAUUAGAGCAAUGGCAGCAUGCUUGCGAGGCAUUCGACAAUCGAGACUACUAUGGUGCUCUACAAGCCUUCUACAAUAUGGCGGAUAACGCAAAAAUGUACUUUAACAUUGGUCUCAUCUUUGCUACAAUUGAGGAACAUGAACGCGCGAUCGCUGCUUAUCGCAAAUCCAUUGAGAUGGAUCCCUACUUUGCCGUGGCCUACUUUCAAAUGGGUGUUUCAUACUUUGUGGUGAAUGAUAUGGAAGCUGCAAGGCAGGCCUUUGACUAUGCUUACCAGAAAUUGCGUGGCAAUCCAAUUAUAAACUAUCAGCAGUUGGGGCUGGCCUUUCGACUGUAUUCAUGUGAGGUGCUAUUCGACCGCGGCAUUUGUCAGUUAUAUCUAGGCAAGAUUGAUGCUGGUUUGACCGAUCUUUAUCAUGCACAAAAGUCGAAAAUGACAGAGGAACACGAGGUGAUUGAUCAAGCGGUGCGUGAUCGUGGCAAAGGUUACUCUGUGUAUUCGAUUCCACCAGGCGUUCUUUAUCGCCCACCAGAAAAUCGAUUAAGACAAAUGCAAGGUGUCGACAUGUUCGCCAAUGUUCAAAAGAUCCAAGCUCCUACGGCAGCUAAAUUCAGUCGACAAAAUUCGGUUUUACGUCCACGACGUACAGCUCCAGCAGCAGCAGCAGCAGCUCCAUCACCCGUACCAGCAGCACCCUCGCCUAUUCCCCCUCCACCUUCCGUAUCACCCAUGCCAACAGCAACCACCUCUUCUUUUACACCUCAAUCAUCACCAAGACCUCGUAAAGAUUCCACUGCUUAUAGUAUCAAUACUAUGGACGACUUUUCAUCAUCGACAUCCUCAUUCAGCUCAUCACGAUAUCGAUACGAUGGUCGUCGUAUUGAUAGCGGCUUUGAUGAAGAUAGGUAUUCUUCAGCAUCUUCUUCAACAGGACGCAACUCGACACGUAGCCACAAGACGCUUGGACGCUAUUCACCACCACCCGUACCACCCAUUCCACGAAGCCAACAAUACGAUACCGAUUUCGAUCCAAUCACUAGCUACGGUCGCCAUGACUCCUCACCACAACCACCGCCUAUGCCGCAACAUGAAUUGGAUGACAUGUACAAUUCCAUGAAACACAUGACCGUAUCUCCACAACCCUCCACAUCCACAUCAUCUUCCGUGGCAGGCAACAAGAUCAAAAUCAAGGUGCAUUAUUCAGAUACUCGAGUGCUGUUGAUGCCAACUCAUAUCACAUUUGACGAGCUGUUGGCACGCAUUCGUUCCAAAUUCAAUGCGCCACCCACUUUGCGUCUUCAAUACAAGGACGAAGAUGAUGAAAUGGUUAUCAUGAUUGACGAUGAUGAUCUAAGCAUGGCAAGGCAGAUUUGUAAAAUGAGGAAUGGCGACAGUGGGGUGGAAAGAAUGGAAAUCUGGUGUACCACGUAA
This is a messenger RNA of Lichtheimia ornata, 1449 nucleotides long. RefSeq lists its product as uncharacterized. Gene Ontology annotation, molecular function: protein binding. Bases 1 to 1449 code for a protein of 482 amino acids. The record is from RefSeq and is a predicted model, not a curated record. The transcript has 5 exons. NCBI's taxonomy places the organism in Eukaryota, Fungi, Mucoromycota, Mucoromycetes, Mucorales, Lichtheimiaceae.